GCCACGACAGAGGAGGAAGGACCUGCAGAAGAGACACAUGCUGUAAACUGACAGACUGGAUACAGUUUUCUUGUGAGGAGCUUACAUAAACAACAGCUUCAGUGAUGGAGACACCAUCUGUGCUGGUCUCUGCAGCAGUUUUGGCGCUGCUGCUCAUUCCGCUAUGGAGCACAGACGCUGCCACCUUUCAAGGCGCUUUCCCACACCCAAACAAAUACAGCCCAAACGACUCGGAAAGAUGCCAACAACCCGCCAUCACUGGACUAAUAUCCCGCGGGUCUGGACCUGUAACCUCCACAGACGAAGUGCUGGAGUCCAGUCAGGAGGCGCUGCACGUCACGGAGCGCCGCUACCUGCGGCUGGACUGGUGCAAGACGCAGCCGCUCAAGCAGACCAUCCAGGAGGAGGGCUGCCUGAGCCGCACCAUCAUCAACCGCUUCUGCUACGGACAGUGCAACUCCUUCUACAUCCCGAGGCAUAACUACCAGGACGGAGACGCGUUUCAGUCCUGCUCUGCCUGCAAACCCAAAACCUUCAGCACCGUCACCUACACCCUGUUCUGCCCUGGUCAGACACCCAACACCAGGAAGAAACGGGUCCAGCGCGUAAAGCAGUGCCGCUGCACGACAAUAGACACGGAUUAGAUGCGCAUCUAGAUCAGUAAUAUCCACUUCCACUGGAGGAAAGUGCAGCUUUGCAAAAAUAAGAAAAGGAAAGUGUAUUUUGCUUAAAGGACACGUGAGAAUAAGGUGGGAACAGAAAGUUGGGGAACCUACCUGAGCCUUUUUUAGCAUUCUAAUGGAAAGAAGAUGCUCAUAUAAUAUAUAGGGUUUGACGAUAUGGAGAAAAUAUCGCGGUAUUUUUGACCCAAUACCUCGAUAUUGAUAUUGCAAUGAUAUUGUAGGGUUGACUAUUUGGGCUUUUAGAAGAUAUUUACAGUGAGAUUUUUGAUAAAUAAUCAUCAGUAAUGUGGAUAUAAUGACUAAGUGGGUAAAGGCAAAUAACAGAACAGCUAGAGCAGUCUGGUAAGCUCAGAAAAUGACGUCACUUUACUGUAAUACAGCCUUUAAAAGCAGGAAAAGACACUUAAGAUAUUAACAUAUCCAAAUUCUAAGAGGAUAUCUAGACUCUUGUUAUUUAUCAGUCAUUCAGUCAAGUUUGUUUGAGGUGUAAACAGAUUUGGAGGAUGUGUUGUCAGAUAGUUUUAGAUGCGGUGAUGAUACCAAAGUUAAGGGUUUAGUUAAGUGAACUGAUGACCCAAAACAUAAGAGUGUUUAAGAUUAACGAAGGCUGGUUUGUAACAUUUUACCACGUCAUAUAUUUGUUGCAGACACGCAGGCUAAUGGAUGUGCAGCACUUGUGUAUAAGGACACAUCUUCAAAGGCCUGGGAGGAUUGUAUUGUUUCCACUGUGUGGAAUAUAAAGCUGAUCAUGAUAUAGAGAUUUUUUUUACAACCUGCACUGCUGAAUGCCACUUCAUUUUAUGACUGUGUAUAAUAUGUGUAUCAUGUAUUGUGAAGUUG
This is a messenger RNA of Epinephelus fuscoguttatus (brown-marbled grouper), 1523 nucleotides long. It is a transcript of the gene grem1a, whose product is annotated as gremlin 1a, DAN family BMP antagonist. The record is from RefSeq and is a predicted model, not a curated record. The transcript is spliced from 2 exons. Gene Ontology annotation, biological process: animal organ morphogenesis. The coding region runs from base 105 to 644 and encodes 179 amino acids. Gene Ontology annotation, molecular function: BMP binding; receptor ligand activity. NCBI's taxonomy places the organism in Eukaryota, Metazoa, Chordata, Actinopteri, Perciformes, Serranidae.